Molecule: messenger RNA, 546 nt
Organism: Onychostruthus taczanowskii (white-rumped snowfinch)
Lineage: Eukaryota; Metazoa; Chordata; Aves; Passeriformes; Passeridae
Product: 3-beta-hydroxysteroid-Delta(8),Delta(7)-isomerase-like
Exons: 5
Biological process (GO): cholesterol biosynthetic process
Cellular component (GO): membrane; endoplasmic reticulum
Molecular function (GO): C-8 sterol isomerase activity; steroid Delta-isomerase activity; cholestenol delta-isomerase activity
Source: RefSeq, a predicted model, not a curated record
CUGGCGCUGGGCUGGGCGCUGGGCGGGGCCGGGGGCGGGGCCAAGGGCGGGGCCAAGGGCGGGGCCAAGCGAAGCCCCGCCCGCCGGCUGGUCCUGGGCUGGUUCCUGCUGUGCGCCGGCAUCCACGGGGUCCUGGAGGGGUACUUCAGCCUCCGGCACCGGGAGCUGCCCGCCGACACCGGGCUGCUGGCCGACGUCUGGAAGGAGUACGCCAAGGCCGACAGCCGCUACAUGACGAGCGAUGACUUCACGGUUGCCAUGGAGACGGUGACAGCCUGGGCCUGGGGUCCCCUGAGCUUCCUCACCUUCCUCGCCCUCCUGCGGCAGCACCCGGCGCGCUACAUCCUGCAGCUCGUGGUGUCCCUGGGUACGGCACGCGCGGGCCCCGCGGGGUCGGGCCCCGGCGGGAUCGGGCUCGGCAUGGGGCUGGGCCCCGGCUGCGGCAGCCCCGGGCCCGACGAGGCGGGCGGCGGCUACAACAGCGAGGAUGAGUACGAGGCGGGCAGGGUGGAGAUGGACCCGGCCACUGCCGAGCAGGGACACUGA